GAACGGCUCGCGCGAGAAUCGGACAUCGCUGGAGCAGAACAGACUAGAGAGGUAAAGCGGAAAAAAGGAGGAGAACGGGAGAGGGUGCUGACAUCUGAGGUACAGGAACGUCAUCUGAAUGUGACAAGCACCUCUACCUGCACAGAUACAGAAUAGAUUUCUUGGGUGCUUCUAUGGUGAUAUAAACAGCUGGUGCUGAUUGGCCAAAACCUUGAUGAUGCGCUGAUUCUACACCAUGGCCCAGGAGGCUCUGUGGAAAUACCCACAAUCCUCAGCUCCCUGAUUUACAUUGGCAGUGUCUCCGGCUCAACAAGAAAACCUGUACAAGCCAUGAUGUCAGUCUGCGUGCCCUCACCAUGUAACCCCUCCCCCUCUGUGGAUGUAGCCAAUCGCAACGGGCCCUCAGCAACUCCGCCCACUUCCCUCAGCCUGCGUUCCUCACACAAUCAACUGCUUAGCGGUGAUGUCAUCAAACAGGGCCAGGCCACGCCCCCAAAGUGCAGGAAGAAGUACGCUCUCACGAGCAUUCAGAGUGCGAUGGGACUGGGCGAAGGCGUGACACCCCCCUCAUCAUCUUCAGCAACAACUGCCAACCCUAAACUGGCCAAAAAUGGUGCAAAUCAGUUGCGUAAAGCUGCAGAGCGACACGACCACAACAAGAACACCACCGAAGAAGACGAAGAUGGAAACACAGCCGGCGAACCCGAGCUCGACAUCGACGACGAGCUGAGGAAUGUUGAGGAAUUGAGCCUCGACAGCGAGUCUAACGGUGACGACGUUCACAGUGACUUUGACCCGAACAACGAGCUUGUCGACGAGGAAGUAAACGAGUUAAUCGACGAUGACACUAAUGAGGAGGAUCUUGUGGAGAAUUGCGACGACCUGCUCAUUCUGUCCGAGAAAACGGAGAUAGUGUCAGACAGGAAGUCACCCGAGCACCUUAAGACCAAGAGUUACCUGGAGUCGUGCCUGGAUGAGCUGUCGUAUGAACUGUCUGAUGCACAGGAUGAUGAUGUCACUAAGCCUCUGCUGGAGAAAGAGAAGAAUCCCCGUCCCUCGUCUCCAAGUAAACCGCACAGCCCUGAGGACACGCCCCUGCUGUCUGUCGGCUCUUCGUCUUCCUCUUCCUCACCAGAGACCAAAAAGGACAGACCACGGACGGGAGCCAAGACAGACCGGGCGCUGAACCGCAUCCAGAACCUUCCACACAGUGAUGAAGAGUCCAGCUGGACCACGUUGUCACAGGACAGUGCAUCACUGGGCUCACCAGAAGAGAGCGAUAUCUGGGGGGAGCAGUCGUUUCAGACAGACCCUGAUUUGCCUCCAGGAUGGAAGAUGAUGACAGACAUGGCUGGUAUUUAUUACUGGCACAUUCCAACGGGCACCACACAGUGGGAGAGACCCGCCCCAUGCCAUCCGGUGCCAACUGGACCCAGCCAUGCCAGCCGCAAACAAUCCCUGGGCUCCCUGUCUCCCUCACCCACUCCAGAUCACGAGUCAUUGUCUCACGCCGACAUAUUUUUCGGAGCUUCGAGUCGUUCAGGAAGCACCACGUCCGACAGCUCGUGUGACCCCGGCCCCAUCCCGUCUUCUUCAUGCCUGGACCCUACCCCUAUCCUGUCCUCAAACUCUUCCUCGUCCUCUGACGGCAAUGUUCCUUCCUGUGGAUUUGUCAACAGCUGCUACUUUCCUCGAUCCUCAUCCCUACAGAUAAUGCCAGGGAAGGAUAGACACUCUGAAGCACGGCAUCGGGAAGAGGACAAGAAACAGCCAUGGAGUGAUUUUGCUGUGGGAAAGAUUGAUAGUGAGAUCUGGAAGGAUCUACAGGCAGCCACAGUGAACCCUGACCCCAGUCUGAAAGAGUUUGAAGGCGCAACUCUCCGCUACGCCUCCCUCAAGCUGCGAAACCCUGCCCCCGUGGAAGAGGAAGAUUCCAGCAGCAUUAACAGUGACCCUGAAGCCAAGUGUUUUGCUGUGCGCUCUCUUGGCUGGGUAGAGAUGGCUGAAGAGGACUUGGCCCCCGGUAAAAGCAGCGUCGCUGUUAACAACUGCAUCCGUCAACUGUCUUACUGCAAGAAUGACAUACGAGACACCGUUGGCAUUUGGGGAGAGGGGAAGGAUAUGUACCUCAUUCUGGAGAAUAACAUGCUGAAUCUGGUCGACCCAAUGGAUCGUAGCGUCCUACACUCUCAGCCAAUCGCAAGCAUCCGCGUGUGGGGCGUCGGCCGCGAUAAUGGAAGAGAGAGGGAUUUUGCAUAUGUAGCGCGAGAUAAGGACACCCGGAUAUUAAAAUGUCAUGUGUUCCGCUGUGACACCCCUGCCAAAGCCAUCGCGACAAGUCUGCACGAAAUCUGCUCCAGGAUCAUGGCAGAGCGCAAGAAUGCCAAAGCUAUGGCUGGAGGAUCCUUACAGGACAGAACACAUGCUGGGCUCGACGUCCCUCUACAAGCAGAGUUCCCCACACCAAAGACUGAACUGGUGCAGAAAUUCCAAGUGUUAUAUGUCGGCAUGAUGCCCGUUGCCAGACCUAUAGGCAUGGACAUCCUCAACGGUGCAAUAGAUAGUUUGAUAACAUCAUCAAAUCGAGAUGACUGGGUCCCUGUGAUGCUGAAUGUAGCCGAUGCAACAGUCACAGUCAUCAAAGAAAAGGAGGAAGAGGAGGUCCUGGUGGAGUGUCGUGUGCGCUUCCUGUCGUUUAUGGGAGUUGGGAAAGAUGUGCAUUCAUUCGCAUUCAUCAUGGACUCUGGGAACCAGCACUUUGAGUGUCAUGUGUUUUGGUGUGAUCCUAAUGCUGGCAGCGUGUCAGAGGCUGUUCAGGCAGCAUGCAUGUUGAGGUAUCAGAAGUGUCUGGUGGCACGCCCUCCAUCUCAGAAAGCCUGCUCACAAGCACCCCCUGCUGAUUCGGUCACCCGCCGCGUCUCCACCAGCGUCAAACGCGGAGUUCUUUCCCUCAUCGACACGCUCAAACAGAAGAGACCAGUCACUGAGCUCCCCCAGUGAUCUGACACACAAGCACGCAUUCUCACCGUCACGCUCUGCAUGCCAAUAGCUAUCAGAAUGUCCUGUACAUAUCUGUCCAGUCACUCGAUGGAGACGAAGCAAAGCUCGAGGAAAUUCUGAAACAAAGUAAUUAUCAAAUGAGCUGAUGCCAAGAAGUACACCCUUUACUCGCACACUCACGAACACGCACUUACUCCAGUAUCUACAAGCCUCUCUCUUCCGUCUCCCAUAUGUCGGUCAUGCGUAUAUCUGUUGGGACUGUACCCAACAGGCUUCGCCCAUCUGUAACACCACCCUAUCCGGACAAAGCCUGCUCUAAAGAGAUCGUUUGAAGAAAGCUUGUGUAGUGCGGCUGCUUCGAUCGAUCGAGCUUCUUCAUAUCGUCACAGUUCAUCGCUGUCGCAUGACCGUAUGUGUGUUUAGAGGAGCUUGGUGCUGCUUUAUUUGCUAACGGAUAAAAGCUAUUUCUGUUGCAUUCUUUACUAUCCUGAUAAACACAAAAUAAGAAGAAUGAGAGGAACUGUGCAUCGUGUUCCAUUCAGUGUCGGAUGAAGGAUGUUAUUACUUGAUAUCUUCUGAUCAAGGUGCUCCAAUGUUCAGUGCUCAAAAUUUUAGUCCGCUGUUGAUUGGCUGCAGUGAAGCGACGUAUGAAGCACAACUCGUGUAUAAGUUGCUUCCAAACUAAGCAUAUCUCUAUCGGCCACCGCAGUAAAUUCGCAUGAUUAAUUGAGAAAUCGUUCGCCCUCGAGUGAAAUUACCAAUGAAAUGGAUUCCUAUUAAAACAUUGGUAAAUGUGACCGUACCUUUUGGCGAAGAAACAACCCUACGUUACAUUAGCAUUGCAUACAUGUCUACAAUGAAGUCUUGCAACCAAAUUGCGGAGAAAAAAACGCCACUGCACAAAGUUCGAGUUCAAGUGCACUUUUCCAAGUGGGAAGAUGGAAAUCCCAACUCUUUCAGCUGAGUGAAACGUGUUUAACGUUGAAAUACAUCGCCAUGUUUUCUUCAAGAAGCUCUGCUGACAUAUUCAUCUCCGCCAGAAGUUGUUGAGGAGGCUUGGAAAAGACGCAGAUAUGAAACAAAUCAUCAGACUUCCCAUAAACUUGUUGUGCAUUAACACAGGUGGAAGGACAUUACCUGUUCAGUUUAGUGUGUAGAUGUAAAGUAUGAAUGUGCUUUUUAUAUUUCCAAAGUGAAAUUGCCUCUUUUUUUUUUUUCCUUUGAAAGAGAGAAUGUUUUGGAAGAGAAUUGAAUUACUCAAGGAGCAAAAUACAGGAGGCGGCAACUUUGCCUAGAGUCAAACAGUUCAGUCGUGUCAAUUCUGCUUUGAACCCCAGCGUAGUGCUUACUUCCUCAAGAGGCUCUCCAGUGACUGAAUGUCAAAAAAUAUCUGACUAAUAGGAACUAUUUGCAACAGAUCCAAGUUAGUGAAAAAAAAACUCCUGAGCUAUUUCAGUUCUGGCAUCCAUUCCUGACGUUUGGAUGUCAUUAGUGGCUCUACAUGUCCUGGUUGCGCUUCACAAACAUUUCCCCCCCCCCGCACGUACCUACGUGGUCUUGCUGUACUCCUAGACUUACCCUUUCUUUCACAAGGGUUUUGACGAGUCACUUAUGUGUGUACAUAUAGUAUCUAUAUAUAGCAAACAUCAUAUCAUAAGGCUUUAUUUUUUGAAUUUCAGAUACUUUUAUUUUGUCAUGUUUUGUUUGUUUUGGUCAUACUUGCCUUGGCAUGUCUCGUGAUCCCGUUUAUUCUGGCCAUACUGUAAAAAAAAAAAAAAAAAAAAAUCACGUAUGUGUUGUAGAUAAACCAACUGACAAAACAAAGAAAAGAAGACGAGUGAAAGAUGGUAGAGAUUGUGAAUAUGAAUUUAUUUUAUGGUCCUUUUUAGGAGAGCUAGCUCUAGAGGAGGAGAUGUGAACCGUAAGUGUCUAUCUAUGCAUUCUUUUAGCUCCGAGGAAGAUUUGAGAGAGAGAGAGAGAAAAAAAAAAAAGACACAUUGCCUUGCAUGUCCUGGGACAAUUUAAGAAGAAAAACUGUACUGAACAGAAAUGAUAUUUUUUAUUUUAUUUAUUCUAUUUUAUAUCGGUAUAUACUGGUUUCAUUGUGAUGUAUCAUAAGCUUCGACAUUCUUUACUCUGUAUUGAACAACAAAUCAAACAAAUGACAAAUUCAAACCACAGUACGGUUACUCUGGAGAGCUGUUUAUCUCAGACGCUGACUGCCGUAACACUUUGAAAGGCUUUGUAGGAUCUCUACAUUCUGCCCAAACCAACAGUAGAUGUAGGUAAGCUUCGGUCUGCUUCAGAAUGCACUACAUGGACAACAGUAUGUUAAACCUAACAAGUAUUAUCAGUAGCAACCGGUGCAUGAGAUCAACCUCAAACUACUUCAUUCUGAGAUUUUAACUUGAGAUUCAGCGUUACCCAAUGCGGGGUCUCAAAACACAUUUUUAAAAGUUUUAACAAGAUGUUUUUUUGUUUUUUUUUUAAAGUCUCGUGACACAACUUUUUAACGCGAUGCUGUUUAAAAAUGCGGCGCCCGAUGUAGGGUCUCGAAACUUUAAACCGAUUUAUUUUAAAAACAACAAGACAUCAAUCUAUAACGCAUAACACAUUUACGAUGGCAAACCAUUAAAAAGCCGUGCAGUGAAACAAAUUCUUGGCAAAUUAGGACACAGCCGAAAGUGAUGCAUCAGCAAAAGGUGUCAAUGUUUUGUGUUGUAGUACACAUACAUUUGGUCAUUUAGGGUAUGUUGCGUUCCAGGAUGAUCACAGUCAGAUUUUUCACAAAGAUUUGAAUUUGUAUUUGUUUGGGCAGUAUGUAGAUGUUUAGCUAGCAUUGAGUAGUGUAUCCUGAAGACACAAGGCCUCCGCUUUCACCCUGCAGGUAAUCAGAGUGUUGAAAUGACCUGACACAAAUCAAUCCGCCUGUGUACUGCACUCCCGCGCUCCCCCCUCUUAUUAUCUCUUCUGCAGUUUUGAAGAAUCGCAUGUUGGUUUUUUGUUUCGUUUUUGUUUUUCUCAUGAGAAUUUCACUUAUACUGUUUUCCGUUGGAUUAUUUUUGGAUUCCCUCCUUUUUGGGCGAGGGGUUUCACAGUGAAUAAGAUUCAGUCACAUCUUAUGUUUCAAAAUGAAUUCAGUGGCAACCGGCAAAGUCAGCUGUUACAUGCAAAACCCGAAAGAGGGAGGAGGAUUAUGGUUAGUGUAGUCCAGUACAAUAAUUCAGCGUAGAAUCAUCAUUCUCUCGUUAGCCAAGAAUAGUGUGUUUGACUCUAGUGUUCUUGCAUGGUGAAUCACUCUGAUCGCCGAUUAUCAGAGGAAAUCUCAUCACGAGGAUUAACAAGCUAAGAAUUAACACUACUGGCGAAAUACACUCAAACACACGUUUUUGUGGAAACGUUGGCUUUCUCUGCUCUACACUAAUUUGUACACCAUAUAAAUGUAAACUGUUGUGAAAAUAAAUGGCAUAUCACAAAAUACA
Molecule: messenger RNA, 6482 nt
Organism: Puntigrus tetrazona (Sumatra barb)
Lineage: Eukaryota; Metazoa; Chordata; Actinopteri; Cypriniformes; Cyprinidae
Gene: apbb2b
Product: amyloid beta (A4) precursor protein-binding, family B, member 2b
Exons: 20
Coding region: 331-3000 (889 amino acids)
Biological process (GO): regulation of DNA-templated transcription
Cellular component (GO): nucleus; cytoplasm
Molecular function (GO): amyloid-beta binding; transcription factor binding
Source: RefSeq, a predicted model, not a curated record